Molecule: messenger RNA, 988 nt
Organism: Oppia nitens
Lineage: Eukaryota; Metazoa; Arthropoda; Arachnida; Sarcoptiformes; Oppiidae
Product: ovochymase-like
Exons: 5
Coding region: 23-988 (321 amino acids)
Biological process (GO): proteolysis
Molecular function (GO): serine-type endopeptidase activity
Source: RefSeq, a predicted model, not a curated record
UUAUUGUAAAUAUCGUAUCAAAAUGAAAAUUAUGCAAAACAUAUUAUUGUUGUCAUCAGUAUUGGUGUCGUUCAGUGUUUGCAUUCACUCACAGAUCAAACACUAUCCGAACGUAACGCUCGACACGUGUGGUAUCGGACGGCAGUCACUGUUGACUACAAAAAACUGUUUCAAGUGGUCAUCAAAUGUGACUACAAGUGUACAAAACGGACGGUUAGCUCAACCGGGAGAGUGGCCAUGGAUUGUAUAUAUCCAUUCAAAAUUAUAUUUUUUGGGUUUUAUACCGAGGGCAUGGUCCGAAUGUACGGGUGUUAUACUAAACACUAAUUGGAUUAUAACAGCAGCACAUUGUAUACAUUCAGAUCGGACUAUAACUGUUCGGACAGUUCAGGAUACGGGAGAUGAAAGCCAUACAUAUGAUGUCCACCAAUGGUUUAUACAUCCAAACUAUACGAGUAAAACAAAAGAGAUGUAUGACAUCGCGCUAUUGAAACUGAAUAGUCAGAUAGGGAUUCAAAGAUCAAUGAAUGGCAGGUAUUAUACGGUUAACAGUAUUUGUUUGCCCGACAGAGACAUUGUUAAUACCGUUGAAGAGUUGGCACUGUUUGCUGGUUAUGGCUUAACUGAUUCGGAUAUUGAAAAUACGGGACCAUUGAGGACGGGUUGGUUGAAAUUAAUGAAAACAUUGAAUACUAAUAAGGAUUAUUGGGGUAAUCGUAUUCAAGUACUUAGAUAUCCAAUCGAUAAAGGAAUGGGUGUUUGUUUGGGCGAUUCUGGCGGACCAUUGAUUCAAUAUGUUUCGGGUGGCAGUAGUGGUAGUAGUUAUGAUGGUAUGGUUAGUCGGGCCGUAGAUAUUGGUGUUGGCAAAGGUUAUUCGGUUAAUCCACUUAUAGGCGGUUGUCUUAAUCCUCUACCAAAUACUUAUAUGACUUUUAUACGAGUGUCCAAAAAGAUUGAUUGGAUUAUUAAAACUGUUUUAAAUAAUUAA